AUGCGUCAAAAGGAGAUCAGGCAAGCUUUCAAUGCUGCGGACACAGUGGGUGCGGGACUCUUGGAUAGCGAAGCGACUUGCACAGCACUCGAGCUCCUUCAACUGCCAAUAUUGGAUAAGGCUUUGAUUGAGGAUAUGGUGACAUCUGAAGGAGUAGAAGGCUAUGUGGAUAUGGAUGGCUUCAAAUCGAUUGUACAAGAACUAGUGAAUAGCUCGUCAUCUUCCUCAUCGCAACAAAAGAUUCAAGACGCUUAUCGCUUGCUGGCCGAUGAUAGUGGUGUCAUUACUUUGGAAAGCCUACGCGAUGCAAGUCAACAAGAAGACUGGUCCUUGCGAGAACUUAAGGAAAUGAUGAAUGAAGCUGAUACCAACCAUGAUGGAAUAAUCGACAUGCAAGAAUUCAAACGUGUAUGGCAUCGUGCUGGAAUGUCUUGA
This is a messenger RNA of Lichtheimia ornata, 435 nucleotides long. RefSeq lists its product as uncharacterized. Gene Ontology annotation, molecular function: calcium ion binding. The record is from RefSeq and is a predicted model, not a curated record. The coding region runs from base 1 to 435 and encodes 144 amino acids. The transcript is spliced from 3 exons. NCBI's taxonomy places the organism in Eukaryota, Fungi, Mucoromycota, Mucoromycetes, Mucorales, Lichtheimiaceae.